This is a messenger RNA of Sphaerodactylus townsendi, 1450 nucleotides long. RefSeq names its product programmed cell death 1 ligand 1-like. Bases 117 to 1046 code for a protein of 309 amino acids. Lineage: Eukaryota; Metazoa; Chordata; Lepidosauria; Squamata; Sphaerodactylidae. Gene Ontology annotation, cellular component: external side of plasma membrane. Gene Ontology annotation, biological process: positive regulation of T cell proliferation; negative regulation of T cell proliferation; cell surface receptor signaling pathway. The record is from RefSeq and is a predicted model, not a curated record. The transcript has 6 exons.
UUCCUACUGCUAACGUGGCGAGGGGGCGAUCUGUUUGCGUGCUUUUGGAUGGAGUUCAGCUGUAUCUGCCCUUACUUCACCGGACUGGAAAAAAUGUGGAAGAUACCUCUAGAAAAAUGUUCAAGCUGCUGCUGGUUGUGUUACCUGCUAUCCAGCUUCAUUUGAUGACAGCUUUAUUUACAGUGGAGGUUCUUCAGUCUCAGUACUCUGUGGAGUACCAGAGCAAUGUGACACUGAGAUGCUGCUUUCCAGUCAAUUCCCAGUUAGAUUUUAAAAUGUUAAGCAUCUUGUGGAAAAGAACAUCACCAAGACAAGAAGAAAAAGAAAUCUACAAGCUCCACAAGGGACAGGAAGACCUCACGUUACAAGACCCAGACUAUAGAGGGAGAGCCACCCUACUGCAUGAAGAAUUACAAAUGGGAUGUUCUGCACUCAGUAUCACCAAAGUAAAGGUCACAGAUGCAGGCUCUUUCCUCUGUGUCAUAAACUAUGGAGAGGCUGAUUACAAAUACAUUACUUUGGAAGUAAAAGCGCCAUACAAAAGAAUAAACAUCCAGAAAAUAAAAGAUCCUAAGGAAGAGGGUCUGAUUUUAAUUUGUCAGUCAGAAGGGUAUCCCCUGGCUGAAGUAUCCUGGCAUGAUGGGAGAAAUCCUAAUGUCAGCAUGUUUGCAAACACUACUUUUGAGCUGACUGAAGAAGGACUAUUCAAUGUGACCAGUAUUCUACAAGUCAAACAAAGCAUUAGUGGAAACUACACCUGUGUGUUUUGGAAUAAAAAACUGAAUGAAAAAACAUAUAGAUCAGCAUUUCAGUUAGAUUACGUGGAUGAAUCAGCUUCUGGGUAUCAACAUUUUUAUCUCGUUUCAUUUAUCUCAGCUUCUUUGGUGGUAUUAUCUUUUCUACUGCUGUUUGUCUUCAAAGUUGUAAGGAGAACAUCAUCUACAAAUCUGUAUAUCCAAAAAGGUAACUGUAGGAAAGUUUCCCACGGCUCAAGGGUAAAAGAAGCAGAUGCCAGUUUAGAAAUUACUAGCAGUUCUUUAAUUUGACAAAUUUGGAUUCUCUGUGCAUUCGUUUCUGAAUCUGAAGAAUACAAAUCUGUAAGACUUGCACAAUGAAAAUGCCUAAAUCAUGGGGACCCUUAUGCAUCUGCAUCACAUUCAUCCCAUGAGAUAAGAGAUUAUCAGGGAAUGUUCCUUGUCUUUCCACCACUACUCUGAGGGGAUCUGGAUCAUACCAGUGGAAGAACUCAAACAAGCAUGUGAUAUUGUUUUCAUUUCUGUACUUUCCAUAUUUCCCUUUUCAAGAAGUUAUAGCUGUUGAAAGGUAAACUGUGCUUCUGUUUUUUGUCAGUAUUAUUGCUCAGCAGUUUAAAGGGUUAUUGGAGUAUAUUUUAAAUGUUCUGUCAUCAUAUUAAGUGUCUGAACUUUUGGUAAUAAGACUUUUGUGUUUA